CGCAUUCUCUACGCUCGGACAUCAGUGCUGUUGGCGUGGUCGGAAACACUAGGUUUGGAGCUCGGGCGAAUUGUUCUCGGGAAGGGUUUUGGCUUGGGUUCGCAGAGCCAGAUCGGAACCCUAGCGCCGCCUAUCACUCGCGAGGAUGAAGCUCGUCAGGUUUUUAAUGAAGCUCAACAAUGAGACCGUUUCGAUUGAACUCAAGAACGGGACUGUGGUUCAUGGAACGAUAACGGGUGUGGAUAUCAGUAUGAAUACUCAUCUGAAGACUGUGAAGCUUACACUCAGAGGUAAAAAUCCUGUUACUCUUGAUCACCUGAGUGUGCGGGGCAACAAUAUUCGGUACGUUAUUCUUCCCGACAGCUUGAAUCUGGAGACGUUAUUGGUGGAGGAGACGCCUCGGGUUAAGCCGAAGAAGCCUACUGCUGGGAGGCCAAUGGGUCGAGGUCGGGGUCGGGGUCGUGGCCGUGGUGGUCGUGGCCGCGGCCGUUAACUCCAUAAACAGCAUUAGACACUUGAACCACCUUUUUUUUUUUUCUCUCCCUAAAGAGGCUUAGCAAGUAAUGGGA
Phalaenopsis equestris is the source of this 569-nucleotide messenger RNA. Its product is annotated as small nuclear ribonucleoprotein Sm D1-like. Gene Ontology annotation, biological process: spliceosomal snRNP assembly; RNA processing. The record is from RefSeq and is a predicted model, not a curated record. Bases 146 to 493 code for a protein of 115 amino acids. Gene Ontology annotation, cellular component: SMN-Sm protein complex; catalytic step 2 spliceosome; pICln-Sm protein complex. The transcript is spliced from 4 exons. Gene Ontology annotation, molecular function: RNA binding. Lineage: Eukaryota; Viridiplantae; Streptophyta; Magnoliopsida; Asparagales; Orchidaceae.